Messenger RNA from Pyricularia pennisetigena, 777 nucleotides. RefSeq lists its product as uncharacterized. Lineage: Eukaryota; Fungi; Ascomycota; Sordariomycetes; Magnaporthales; Pyriculariaceae. The transcript is spliced from 3 exons. The annotation marks the transcript as partial. The record is from RefSeq and is a predicted model, not a curated record. Gene Ontology annotation, molecular function: ADP binding.
CACACCCAAAUGCUUGUUAAAGCAGUUAUCCACGGUUUUGGCGGGAUUAAAAAGACGCAAAUCGCCAUUGAAACCGCCUAUCGUAUGCGCGACGCACACCCCGACUGCUCCAUCUUUUGGGUCCCGGUUGUGGAUAUAACGAUGUUUGAAAACGUUUACCGGGGGAUCGGCCGAGUUUUGGAAAUACGAGGGAUAGAGGACGACGACGCCGGCGUCAAAGCGCUUAUAAAAGCUGCUCUCAGUUUCGACAAUGCAGGGCCGUGGCUUUUUAUCAUUGACAACGCCGACGAUCGACAACUUUUAACGGACGGCCAACUAAUGGUCCACCUGCCUUUUAACCGCAAAAGCUCUAUCCUGUUUACGACCCGGAAUAACCAAGACGCGGAAUCCGUUAAGCUGUUGCACCAGAACCUCCAACCAAGCCAAAUAGGCGAAAGCAAAUGGAUAAACAAACUGCUAAAACACCUCGUCCAUUUACCGCUUGCGAUUAGACAGGUUUCGGCCUUUAUGGCGCGGAACAGAUUUGUAAUGGUGGCUAAAACGUACUACCGUUACGGAAACACGGCCAACGCGGUAGCUACAAUUUGGCUUAUAUUUUUCGAGCAAAUUGUGCGCGACGCACCGCUCGCAGCAUCCUACCUCCAAACUAUCGCAUAUUACGCAGAAGAGGACAUCCCGGUAUUAAUGCUUCACAAUGCUGAAAAGCUUGAUUUGAGAAAAGAUGAUUUGCGAAAAUACAAAGCCCUUAGCAUUCUGAAGGGUACGCGUUUAUAUUAA